This is a messenger RNA of Coffea arabica (coffee), 1596 nucleotides long. RefSeq lists its product as uncharacterized. Lineage: Eukaryota; Viridiplantae; Streptophyta; Magnoliopsida; Gentianales; Rubiaceae. The record is from RefSeq and is a predicted model, not a curated record.
GAAGAACAGGCGGCGGUGACAUUGUGGCCGCUGCUGCCGCCCCUGCGGCCUGCCGCUGCUGAUGUCGUCGAGAAAAGAAACAGGUUCAGGCUUCAGUGUGCAUUCUGUUGUGGGUUGAAGACUCUAUAUGGGUGAAUUUGCGUGCGUGAGAGAGGCUUUUCUUCGCUGCCAACAGAUAAGAAACGAGAACCAGAAGACUUGAGAGGAAAAAGGAGAAUCGAAACUUCAAUGUUUGACCCCUAAAUUUUUCUGUUUUUGUUUCUUCCCCAAAUUUUCUUUUAAUUGCACUCUCUUUAGCGUAUAGUAAGUUUUAGUCAAAUUAAGGUACUCGGUGGACGCACAUCUCCAUAACUUCCCCAGAAGCAAUAUGAAAACAUCUGAAGCGUCUGACCAUCAUCGGCCUCUGGGGCAAGUAGAUUGUUCCUGUAUUGACUUCCACCAAUUUCUUUUCAAAAAAAAUUCCAAAGAUGAUUACUCUCCACAUAACUACAACAGUUAAAAUCAUCCAGGAGGACCAGGAUCAAGAGCUAUGGAGUUAAAUUCCCAAAAAAAGGGGGGGGGGGGCUUCAAUUGGAGAUUUCUCGUACAUUAAUUAGAGAAAAUAAAUUGAGAUUUGCUCAUAAUGUCUAGUUUAAACUGCUGGUAAUCUUGGUCGCCAAGAUUAUCUCUGGAUAUUCAGCCGUGUGCCAGAUUUCCAUUCCUUACCUGUGUUUCCAUUCCUUAUCUGUAUUUGAUAUUCACGUGGAUUCUUUCCCCCCGAUGAAAACGUGCCUGGUGUAAAACCAAAAUCUUUCUGCUAGCUUCUUUCAUCCAUUGAAUGAAAUAGUAAAAUUAGUACGCACUAUAAGUGCCUGGAUUGUUACAAUUGACGGCAUUAAUUUCUUUUGGAUCUUUCAAAUGAAUGGCAUUUAUUGUCUUUCCAAUUACAACGACUGCUAGAAUAGAAGUAGAACCCAUUCUCAUCUUCUACUCAAUUAGCAGCCAAAAUCCUUAGGCCGGUGAGCCUUUAAAUUUUCUCUAUCUCGUAAACUAGGUUUCAAGAAUAGCGACCCUAAUUUGCCUUCAGAAGCAAAACAGGAUCAAGUUAAGACAUGACGACGAGACAUCUCUGUGCCACCCCGGUUCUUCUUCUGACUUUCUUUUUGGUUAUCAGCAAUACUACUCUCAGCACUGCAAGAAAGGACCCACAGGAGUACUGGAACACCGUCAUGAAAGGGGAGGCCAUGCCCCAAGUGGUUAAGGCCCUCCUUCCUCAGACUGCUGAAUCUCACUCUGACCAACACCAAUUCGUCAAGAAUUUUGAUGCUAAGGCAAACGUUAUAAUCUAUCAUACCGGUCAAGUUGAUCAUCCAGGAGAGAAAUCUCCUGUCAAAGAAGUAGAUGUUUCUGUAUUUGAAAGAGCUGAAGCAACAGCUAAUUAAUUAGUCUCCUUGAGCGGUGUAUGUAUGCACAAGAUGAAUGAAAAUUAGUAGUUUACGUAGACUUCAAUAAGAAGAUGGAAGCAAUAGUCUGUUAAACCUAUGCAACUGCCCGGAAAAACCAUGAUCAACUGGUUGUCCCUUGAAAAUUUUGAUUAUCCAAUCCGAUUAAACCCGC